Molecule: messenger RNA, 1742 nt
Organism: Spodoptera exigua (beet armyworm)
Lineage: Eukaryota; Metazoa; Arthropoda; Insecta; Lepidoptera; Noctuidae
Source: the annotation of a GenBank genome assembly
CACGAGCCAUGCAUCAAAACGACGCACGUUUUAAUUAAUUAGGGUUAAACAAAUUAUUUAUAAUGAAGUAUGUGACUUUCAUUCUAGUUUUGUGCGUAAUAAGUGUAUUUGGUAGAGUGGCUGAAUUUGAAAUUAAAAAAGAUGAAAUAACUAAUUUGAUACUAGAUGUGAAUCCAGUAAAAACCCAAGAAAGUAUUGUAAAUAAUACCGAUAACGCGGUUCACGAGAGUCCGAUUCAUGAAAACACGACCGUUACGGAGAAAACGUGCGACACACGAGUCGAAGAUAACCUACUAGACGCUAAUCAUACUAAUACUAAUAAUACAAGUAGUAAUCAACCGUGUGAACCACCAGCUAAAGUCGAUAAUGGAACGGCGUUGAUAUUGACUCCUUACCUCAAGGAAGGUAAGGCAAGGGAAGCGAAAAGAGCUGCAAGGGUGGAUUCGAAACUUUUCUUGGGAUUCAAGAGUUAUUCUGGUUUUCUGACUGUGAACGAAACGUACAACUCGAACAUUUUCUUCUGGUACUUCCCGGUGCUGAACAAGCCGGUGAACGAGAGCCCAUGGAUCAUCUGGCUGCAAGGAGGGCCGGGAGCCUCCAGCUUGACAGGACUUUUCGACGAAAUUGGACCUUUUACCGUCGUUAACUCAACUUUAAAACGGAACCCUCACACAUGGCUGCAUAACCACUCCUUGCUUUUCAUCGAUAAUCCCGUCGGUACUGGAUACAGCUUCACUGAACAUGUCGACGGAUUCACUACUGAUAUGGCUACGUAUUCAAGCCACCUCUUCAUUGCUCUGAAGCAAUUUCUGCAAAUAUUCCCUGAACUGAAGUCGGUGCCGUUGUACUUAGCUGGUGAGUCUUAUGCUGGGAAGUACGUUCCUGCAAUGGCCAUGGAGAUACACAAACGAAAGGACAAACUGGGUUCAGAAAUUAAUCUACAGGGUCUUAUAAUUGGAAACGCAUACGUGGACCCUGAGGUGAUCUCACACAUAGCUUUGCCCUUCCACUACUUCGGUCUCCUGGAGAAAGAGCAGCUUGAAAUGGUGAAGCCUCUGAUCGACGCGUUCCAGGACGCAAUUAGAAAGAAUAAUAGUAUUCAGGCUAAAAAUAAAUGGAACAGUUUAGUGUCGGUGCUUCUGUUCAUAUCCAGCCAGAAGCACGGUUACAACUUCCUUAGCGAUGACCUCUUAGUCGGGAGGUAUGUCAAAUUUCUGAAGACCACACCUGUCAAGAGGGCCAUUCACGUUGGUGAUAUCAACUUCGAAUGGGUCAACAUGACUGUGAACGUUAAAUUGGCGCCAGACUUCUUGAGCUCCACUAAACCUAUGUUCGAAAGACUUUUGGAACAUUAUCGAGUGCUUGCUUAUUGCGGUCAGUUGGACCAGAUGCUGCCCUGCGUGUUUACAUCAGAGAACUAUCGGACCUGGAAAUGGAGCGGCUCCGAAGAGUUCCUGAACGCCACCAGGUUCCCCUACAUUUUCAACAAUAAACUAGCUGGAUAUCACAAGACUGGUGGUCGUUUUACGGAGGUGGUGUUUCGAGGAGCCGGUCACAUGGUGCCUCUAGACAAGCCAGCUCCCGCCGAGAACUUGGUAGCUCGUUGGACACACAGUAAACCUCUCAGCCGUCGAUACGGAUUGCUCGAAGGAUCAUACAUUCAAGAAUACAUCAGGAACAAUAGUAUAUUACACUACCUCUGAUCAUAUUAUUUAUGUUUAUAUUUAAUAAAUAAUUCGUUU